Molecule: messenger RNA, 1865 nt
Organism: Paramecium sonneborni
Lineage: Eukaryota; Ciliophora; Oligohymenophorea; Peniculida; Parameciidae
Source: the annotation of a GenBank genome assembly
AUUUUUACCGAUAUGUUCCUUAAUCCUGAAAUGAUAAAUGAGGCUUAAGAUUCCUCUGUUUAAAAUUCGUAAUUAAAUUCACGACAACAACUAAAAGCAAGGUCAAAUAACAUGAAUCGAUUUUAAGCAAAAGCAAAAGAUGAACCAAAAUAAAAUGAAAAACCUUUGAGUAGAAUUUAAUAAGUAUAUUUGUAAUCUUAUGGAUCUAGAGAGAAAUUGAAAUUCAAAAAAAGUAGGUUGAAUCCUAGAUUAAUGAAAAUAAUGAUAUGGUAGAGAGUAUUGUUUAAUUUGAUUCGGAUGAUGAAUAAAAUGUAGCUAAUUAGAUUAUAAAUCCUUUAAUUCUUGGAUAAUAAGAUUAUGAAGAAUAAACUGUAUAUAUAUUUCCUAUUUUGAGUAAUAAUAACAAGUUAUACCUUCUAAACCUAAGACAUUUGAUUCAAUCAGUGCAUUAUAAAAUAAUACUUAAUAUAAAAAGAAACUUGGUCAAAAUGAAAGCUCUUAUGGUCAAGAGUAUGAUUUUAAGAUGGAUUAAGUAAUUAAUUGCAAAAUUAUUAGCUAACCAUUAUUGGAAACAAUCAUAAUUAAUAUUAUGAGCCUGGGUAAUAAAUAAACUAAUAAAAUGAUCUUCCUUAACUUUCAAAACAAAAUAAUAAUGUUUAAUUUGAUUAUACAAAAAAAAAUUUAGAAAACAAGAAUAAAUUAAAUUAUGAAGAAAUUUAAAAUCAAAAUAAUCCUUCAAAAUAUCAAUAAUUAGAUGAAAAAAAUGAAGAUGAAGAAAUCAUUUAAAUUGAUCUUGAAAAAUCUGAAAUUUCUUUUUAAAAUAAUGAUAAUAAUUAAGAAUAAAACACAAAAAUUAACUCUAAAAAUGAAAAAGAAUAAUAAGAAAAUUUUAUUUUUGAUGAAAAUUCUUCGGAAUAAUCAAAUGAUGAAUAAUAAAAAAUAGAUUAAAAAUUAAAGCAAGAGUAAUAAACUUAAUAAUAAUAAUAGUAAUAGUAAUAAUAAUAGUAAUAAUAAUAAUAAUAGUAAUAAUAAUAAGUUUAGACAAAAUAAAAUUGUCCAUAUCCAAAAGCUUUAGCCUCUAUUUAAAUGCCACAUGGUAAGAAACAUUUUCUUGUAAAUCCUGCAUAGAAAGGAGGAAUGAUUUAAUGUACUAUAAAACGAGAUAGAAGUGGAAUGUGUAGAUUUUAUCCAAAAUAUCAUAUGCAUAUUUCAAAUGGAUUUUUAUAUUUGAUGAGUGCAAAAAAAAGAGCAUGUAAUAAUACAAGCAAUUAUAUCAUUUCAUAAUCUAGAGAAGAUAUGGAAAGAAGCGAAAAUUUUUUAGGUAAAGUUAGAAGCAAUUUUAUGGGAACUGAAUUCGUUUUAUAUGAUUCAGGAUUAAAUCCAGAAAAAACAAAAGAUCCAUAAAAAUUCAGAUAGUAAUUAGGAAUUGUUCAAUAUGAAAGUAACAUACUUGGUUCAAAAGGACCUCGUAAAAUGGUGGUAAUUCAUUUAAAUAAAUAAAGGUAUUAUUGCCAAAUUUAAAUGAACAAGAUUAGUUAUUUGAAUUCAAGCCUUCAAAUUCAAAGGAUGGAAUAUUAAAAGAAUAUUUAAAUGGCAAUAAAGAUUAAAUUGUCGCUUAUGUUAAUAGACCUCCUCAAUGGAAUAGCAAACACAAAGCAUUUGUUUUAAAUUUUUAUUAAAGAGUUGAUAAACCUAGUGUUAAAAACUUUCAACUAAUAGUAGAUUAGAAAGAAGACAACAUAUUACUCUAAUUUGGAAGAGUUGGGGAAGAUCUUUUUAAUUUAGAUUUUUAAUAUCCUAUUACUCCACUUUAGGCAUUUUAAAUUGCAUUAACUAGUUUUGAUUACAAAAUUGCAUGCGAAUGA